Andrographis paniculata is the source of this 862-nucleotide messenger RNA. RefSeq names its product transcription repressor OFP16-like. Lineage: Eukaryota; Viridiplantae; Streptophyta; Magnoliopsida; Lamiales; Acanthaceae. The coding region runs from base 49 to 684 and encodes 211 amino acids. The transcript is spliced from 2 exons. Gene Ontology annotation, biological process: negative regulation of DNA-templated transcription. The record is from RefSeq and is a predicted model, not a curated record.
UUUUAAUUUAAGAUAUAUCUUCUUAUAGAGGACUAUAUAUAUAUAUAUAUGUAUGUAUAUAUACGUCUGGUAAUUAGAAGCAUAGCCAUGGCCGCCGGAAACCUAAAUUCCUCUUUCUCGAAGAUCAAAUCCCAGCCGUCGGAUUCCAUCUACAUUAAAACCUACAAUUCGCUCUACCAAUCCGCGACCGCCUACUCCGAUUCCGAUUCCGACGACACGCCGGACUUCGCCACCGCCUUCGCUUCCCGGCGAUUCUUCUUCUCCUCCCCCGGCCGGAGCAACUCCAUCAUCGACUCCGCUUCCUCCACCUCGCGGCGGUCGUCGUCCUCCGAGAACGACGCCGGCGGCACCGUCGCUGUCCCGACCUUCUCCCCCGAUCCGUUCGUCGACUUCCGGCGGUCGAUGCAGGAGAUGGUGGAGGCGCGUGAGAUCAACGACGUCCUGGAGAAUUGGGAAUAUCUGCACCAGCUUUUGCUGUGCUAUUUGUCGCUAAACCCUAAGAGCUGUCACAAAUACAUCGUCGGAGCUUUUGCCGAUCUCGUCGUCGGACUUUUGCCGCCGCCGAUCGAAGAGGCGAAGCUAAUGACUGGUAAAUUUUUUGAAAGAGAUCAAAACUAUGCGGCAACUAAAAGUUCGGGCAUAGUAACAAACACAUCAGGUAUGUUGGAGACUAACAAGACUUGAUUCAGAAGUUUCAAUGGCAUUGAUAACAUCGGUGAUUAGCAGUCAAUCUAAAGAUAUACAUGACAAAUACGAUUACGGCAUGCUUUAUAAAAACACUAGAGAUAAAACCUUACAUAUCUAAAUAUGCAACAAUCAUGUACCAGAAUCACUGUGUAAAAAAAGAUAAAUUACCCUGAUA